AUUAUAACCUUCCCAACUAAGCUAUACCACGCGGUAGCCGAUUAUGACUCAGUUUGACUUUGAAGUCAUUGCAACAGGAAUAGCAAGUUAAUUUUGAUCUACAGGUGUCAUAUAAGUACAAAUUUUAUUGGAUUUACCGCCUUGAAGAUGAGUCUGCUUAUAUUUUCAAUAGCAGUUAGCUUUAUCAAUGCAUUUCUCCCUAGUAUCACGAAGAAGAUAUCAAACCAUUUUACUAGAAGAAAUGAAACCAGCACAAUUAGAAAGGAAAUUGAAAAAAUUCAAGCAGAGAUGAAUACUCUCUCUAUUAAAGAUGAGUUCCCUAAAUAUGCAAGAUUACAGAGGACACUUACAAAACUUGUUCAAGAGAUUAAAAAAGAAGAUGAAAGUUAUAAACAGAAAAAAUUGAGGCUCUCAUAUAGCAUUCAGUAUCUGGUGCAGGGUGUCAUGACUAUACUUUCUCUCGGAAUGUUCUGGCUCUUCAGAUUUCAUCCUGUGAUUGAGUUCCCCGACGAGUGGAUUUACCCUCUAGGACAUGUAUUAUCAUGGCCCACGCACUCUCCUGGUUCUAUCAGCUUUCCAGUUUGGUUUCUUAUAACCAAUUCAGUCGCGAAAGUGGUUGCAGGAGCUUGAAACGACACUGAGACAUUGCUCAUAGACAGUGAUUAUUUGCUCAAUGUAAAGUGUACCUUUUGUGAAUGAAAUGAACUUUUGUUUUUAGAGAGCAGUUUUUAUUAUCUGAAUAAAAAUGGUAUGUCUGGAGCUG
Messenger RNA from Nezara viridula (southern green stink bug), 763 nucleotides. Lineage: Eukaryota; Metazoa; Arthropoda; Insecta; Hemiptera; Pentatomidae. The record is from the annotation of a GenBank genome assembly.